AUGUUCACUUUCACUCUCNGAAGCAGCCCAGCAGAGGAUGACUAUGUGGAUACGUUACUUGCAAAAGAGAUGAGUUUCGGGUUUAGAAAUGAUAAAUCUUUGGUGUUUGGGAACUGGGUCAAAUGCGCUCGUUUGGAAGCAAUUGCAUGGAUUCUCAAAACCAGAGCUGUGUUUGGAUUCGGUUUCCAGACUGCUUAUCUUUCAAUUAUGUACUUCGAUCGGUUCCUUUCCCGGCGGGCCAUUACUAACGAGAAGGUGUGGGCAGUUAGGUUACUGGCAGUGGCUUGUCUUUCUUUAGCGGCGAAAAUGGAGGAAUUGAAGGUUCCAGCUCUUUCAGAAUUUCCAGUGGAAGAUUUCAACUUUGAAAGCAAANUCUUUGCUUAA
Messenger RNA from Cucurbita pepo subsp. pepo (vegetable marrow), 384 nucleotides. NCBI's taxonomy places the organism in Eukaryota, Viridiplantae, Streptophyta, Magnoliopsida, Cucurbitales, Cucurbitaceae. The record is from RefSeq and is a predicted model, not a curated record.